GUAUUUUGCUUUCAGACUAUGUACAUACUACAAAGUCUUCAAGUGGACUAAAAAUAGAAACGGAAAAAGCUUUCACACUUUGGAUUCUUUAAUCAUUUUGGUUCUGUUUCUUCUUCUUAUUCUUUUGAGUCUUAUUUUAUCCUCCCAUAUUUGCUGUCAAGCCUUUAAGAAAGUGUAUAUAUUAUUUUACUCGCUCAUCUCCAUGGUUUAAGAAUCUUGUUUUGAAUCUAUAUGAAACUCGUUGACUCUACAAAAUCCUCAUGUGCUAAGUUCCAAGGUUAUGUUCUUUUGAGCUCUCUGUAACUAUAUUUUGAAAAAUGGGGGAUACAUAUGAGAACCAACCUCCUGAGAAGCUUCAGGGGAAGUAUCCAGCUAUGGUUGUUUGCUGUAUUCUCGGAAUUGGAUCCCUCGUCGCUUGGAACAGUAUGCUAACUAUAGCAGAUUACUAUUACCAAGUCUUCCCGGAUUAUCAUCCUUCAAGAGUACUCACACUUGUUUACCAACCAUUUGCGCUUGGAACAAUCGUGAUUCUCACAUACCACGAAUCAAAAAUGAAUACUCGAAAACGUAACCUGAUCGGUUACACUCUAUUCACAAUAUCCACAUUCUUGCUCAUAGUCUUGGAUUUGGCAACAAAAGGACGUGGUGGAGUCGGACCAUAUAUCGGUUUAUGCACAGUCGUUGCUUCUUUUGGCCUCGCGGAUGCUACCGUUCAAGGAGGAAUGAUCGGUGAUUUAUCACUUAUGUGCCCUGAACUAGUUCAGUCAUUCAUGGCGGGUUUGGCUGUAGCGGGUGCGCUAACAUCAGCGCUAAGGCUAACAACUAAAGCAGCUUUCGAGAAAUCAAACGGCGGUCAACGAAAAGGAGCGAUGAUAUUCUUAGCGAUCUCAACAUUCAUAGAGUUUCUCUGCGUGUUGUUAUACGCUUAUGUGUUCCCGAAACUCCCCAUUGUUAAGUAUUACCGGAGAAAAGCCGCUUCUGAAGGUUCCAAAACUGUUUCAGCUGAUCUUGCUGCUGCUGGUAUCCAAAAUACAUCAGAUUUGCUUCUUGAUUCUAUGCAGACUGAUGAUGAUUCCAAGAAUCAAAGACUAACCAACAAAGAGUUGUUGCUUCAAAACAUAGAUUAUGCAGUGAAUCUGUUUCUCAUCUACGUAUGUACGUUAUCUAUUUUUCCCGGGUUCUUAUAUGAGAACACGGGGAAACAUGGGCUAGGAGAUUGGUACGCGCUUGUCCUGGUAGCAAUGUACAAUUGUUGGGAUCUGGUUGGGAGGUACACGCCGCUGUUGAAAUGGCUCAAGAUUGAGAACAGGAAAUUGAUCACAAUUGCGGUUUUAUCGCGUUACUUACUCAUUCCGGCGUUCUACUUCACUGCCAAAUAUGGUGAUCAAGGAUAUAUGAUUAUGCUCAUUUCUGUUUUGGGAUUGACUAAUGGACAUCUCACUGUUUGCAUUAUGACUAUAGCUCCUAAAGGCUACAAGGGUCCGGAGCAGAAUGCGUUAGGAAACUUGUUGGUGAUCUUUCUGUUAGGAGGGAUAUUUGCAGGAGUUGCUUUGGAUUGGUUGUGGCUUAUUGGUAAGAAGGAUGCCUUUUGAGUUCUAAUCACUCCAAAACCAUUGAUUCACUUUUACUUAAUCUGCUUUGUCUUUAUUAUUCUUUGCAUUGUAACCUUUUAAGUGUUCUUAUCCACAAAAACAGAGGAUAUGUAAUUACAUUUGCUAUAGACCGACCAUAAAGCGUUGAAAGAGUGUUUAUUUCCUAUUA
This is a messenger RNA of Camelina sativa (false flax), 1761 nucleotides long. Its product is annotated as equilibrative nucleotide transporter 3. NCBI's taxonomy places the organism in Eukaryota, Viridiplantae, Streptophyta, Magnoliopsida, Brassicales, Brassicaceae. Gene Ontology annotation, molecular function: nucleoside transmembrane transporter activity. Gene Ontology annotation, cellular component: plasma membrane. The record is from RefSeq and is a predicted model, not a curated record. Gene Ontology annotation, biological process: nucleoside transmembrane transport.